Molecule: messenger RNA, 5554 nt
Organism: Phycodurus eques (leafy seadragon)
Lineage: Eukaryota; Metazoa; Chordata; Actinopteri; Syngnathiformes; Syngnathidae
Gene: xylt2
Product: xylosyltransferase II
Exons: 11
Coding region: 23-2662 (879 amino acids)
Biological process (GO): heparan sulfate proteoglycan biosynthetic process; chondroitin sulfate proteoglycan biosynthetic process
Cellular component (GO): membrane
Molecular function (GO): protein xylosyltransferase activity
Source: RefSeq, a predicted model, not a curated record
AAUUUACAGUCGAAGAAAAAAAAUGGUGGCCAGCGCGAGAGUGCAGAAGCUCCUUCGACGAUAUAAACUAGCCAUUGCCGCCGCAUUAACUAUCCUCCUCAUUCAAGGUCUCGUCGUGUGGAGCCUGAAAAGUCUGGAAGAGGGCGAGACGGAGAAAAAAACAAGACGGUCUAAACUGCCUGACAACAACAGCCAGGACCAGAAGAGGGAUGCCACAAUUCUAGAGAGACACAACCCAUUGUCUGGGAGUAACAGGGGCAGAUGGAGCGGCAGGUUGGAAAGGACAGGGGGAACAGCAACCAGUGCACUAAGACAAGGGACCAGCCAAAGACAAGGAAAGCCCGCCAUCAGGAUGAAGAAUCCCCUUGAGCAGGGGCAAACGGGCACCGGACUGGACGGUGUAGCACCCCAUGACCCGUCCAAUAACUUAAGUGACAUGCGAGAAGGUGCUGAUGGGCUAAUGGCGGCCAGGAUACCUGCUGCUGCCUUACCAGGGGAGCCAGGCAGCGUGGAUGGGGUACACCAAGCUGCCAGCAGUGAUUUUGAGCCCAAAUGUGACAUCAUAGGGAAGGAUGCGUGGUCUGCCCUGCAUCGUGCCGGCUCACAGCAGUGUCGCCAGGAGAUCGCCAACAUUGUGUGCAUGCAUCAGGUCGGGCAGCUCAUGCCAGCUGCCCUUCCACAGUUCUGUCCCCAGCUUGGUUCAUCAAGUCCUGUUCAGGCAGUUGGCGAGCUGGACAACAGCUUGGCCAAGGUAGAGAACCCUGUCCGGGUGGUUUUUGUCUUAAUGGUCCACGGCCGCUCUGUACGGCAGCUCAAGCGUCUGAUUAAAGCAAUAUAUCACUCUGAUCACUACUACUACAUCCAUGUAGACAAGCGGUCCGGCUACAUGCAUCGGGAGGUCCUACAAAUAGCCCAGCAGUACCCAAAUGUACGUGCGACGCCCUGGAGAAUGGUGACCAUCUGGGGUGGUGCCAGCCUGCUAAAGGCAUACCUCCGCAGCAUGCAUGACCUCCUCUCCAUGCUGGACUGGAAUUGGGAUUUUUUCAUUAAUCUCAGUGGCACAGACUUCCCCACAAGAACCAAUGAUGAACUGGUGGCCUUCCUAUCACAGCACAGAGACAAGAACUUCCUCAAGUCCCAUGGCAGAGAGAAUGCCCGCUUUAUUAAGAAGCAAGGCCUUGAUCGUCUGUUCCACGAGUGUGACAAUCACAUGUGGCGGCUGGGAGAGCGCAACAUUCCUGAUGGCCUGGAGCUCUCGGGUGGCUCGGAUUGGUUUGCACUCACCCGCCGCUUUGUGGAAUAUGUCAUCAACUCCCAGGAUGACCUGGUGUCGGGACUAAAGCAGUUCUAUUCCUAUACUCUGCUCCCUGCUGAGUCUUUCUUCCACACUGUGCUGGGAAACAGUCACAUGUGUGACAGCCUGGUGGACAACAACCUUCGUGUGACCAACUGGAAUCGUAAACUGGGCUGUAAAUGCCAGUACAAGCACAUUGUGGAUUGGUGUGGCUGCUCUCCCAAUGACUUCAAACCCCAAGACCUCAUUCGCAUUCAGCAAUUGUCCCGGCCAACAUUCUUCGCACGCAAGUUUGAGUCGUCAGUGAACCAGGAAGCCAUAGACAUCUUGGACACCCACCUGUAUGGCCAGUAUGCACCAGGAACUGUUGCCAUAAAGGCGUACUGGGAGAACCAGUUUGAGCAGAUGGAUGGCGUGGGCUCACUCAGUGAUGUGGCACUCACUGCACACACUUCUUUGUUUCGCCUGGGCCUGAAAAGUCUUGCAACAUCUCAGGGCAGAAACGAGGCCUGCAGGUUUGAACCAAUAGCCUACCCUUUGUCAGUGCACUUGUAUUUCUAUGACGACCGCUUUCAAGGGUACUUGAUACGUCAGGAAGUUCAAGUUGUGGGAUCAAAGGUCAAGGAAUCAAUAGAGAUGUGGGCUGUGCCCCAGGCUACAUUGGUGCUUGAGAAGAAUCUUAAGGAGUUUGAAAGGCUUAAAAACCUGGAGAUUGGCACAGAAUGGGACCCAAAAGAGAGAAUAUUCCGUAAUUUUGGUGGGAUCAUUGGUCCUUUGGAUGAACCACUGGCCGUUCAGAAGUGGGCUCGUGGGCCCAACCUCACAGCCACCAUAGUGUGGAUUGACCCUGCCCAGGUGGUGGCAGCGUCUUACGACAUCACAGUGGAUGUGGAUGCAGAAUUUACCCAGUAUAAGCCACCCCUGCAGCGCCCCCUGCGGCCUGGCAUUUGGACUGUAUGUGUAUUGAAACAGUGGGAGCGUGUGGCAGAAAUUCAUUUUCUCGUCAUGCCUUUGAACUUCAAAGAUAAGGAGCCACUGCGUAAAGAUGAGGACAGUUGGCUGCAUGCAGGUCCAUCAGGAAAUUUGUACCAGGAGCAGAGCUUCCAGCAGCUGAGCUCCAUACUGAAGCUGCCCCCCCAGGAGCCUGCCAUGCUGGAAGCACAACAAAAUGCCCACUUGGUGGGCCCGCCCCUUGAAGCGUGGGUUGACCGCAGUGUGGCAAACUUCUGGGUUAUUGGAGACCUAUGCGCCACACAGACUUCAUCCUGCACAGCUUUGGUGUCGUGCGCCAAAACUACCUGGAGUUCCCUGUCCCUGGACCCCAAGUCUGAACUGGGCCCUGUUAAAAGUGACGGGAGAAUUAGGUAACCCCAGUGGGGGCCAGACUGUGGUGCUCAACACAGAGAGAACUAAAGGAAGAGCAGGCCUGCGCUGGAGUCUCCAAGCAGCAAUGAGCGCUCAAGGAGAACCUGUGUGCGUGGGACGUUUGACUCAAACCUGAAGGUCACAAAAACAACAUGACAACUUGCACUGACAAGUCACAACAUUCUCAGUAGAAAACGACUUGGGAGAGGUGAAUGCUGGAGAUUUUGCACAUUGACGACUGCAAGCCCAGAGACUUGUCUUGGUUUGCAGGAUGACAUUAAUGCCAGAUGUUGUUUUUUUUUUGUUGAAAAACAGCUAUGGUUUUGACACCUGGGUGAGUGUUUGAAAGAAACCUCACCCUUUACCGUUUUUCACUUUCUCCCUACUUCGAGUCAGGAUGCAGUUUGAACUCAACCGCAGUUUCCUUGCCAUGUUUUGUUCAGAUCUCAAGACAGAACAAAAAAUUUGGAUAAUUUUAUGCUUAUUUUGAAGCAUUUUAUAUUGGAAACAUGCAACAGUUGAAGUGCACUAUACUGUUAAAUAAUAUUACGCAAAAGUUAGUUGAUUACAUUGUGAUGAGUACAUGCUGACAAGGUCAAUGAUUUGUUUAUUUGCAAUCCUUGUGGAUCACUCACAACACAAAAGUAUUGAUUAAUUUACUCGUUUACCCAUUUAGUUGUAUUUAUUGUAACUUUUAAACUAUUAGUUUAAAAGUUACAAAAUUUCAAAAGUAUUUGCUGUAGAUGUCGAAAGCCUUUUGUUGGUCCCAGAAAGCAUCUGGAGACUCGGCAGAUCGCUUCAUUUGAUGUCACCAUGCUGUUAAAACUUGUUCUGCUCUAUAAUCACUGCUUGCAGAGGGGGUUUGUUCUCGUUUUGAAGCCAAUGUAGGAAGGGAAAUUCAAACGUAUGUUACAUGUCAUACCGCCUGUGUAUUGGUGUAGAUGCAAUUUAGUUUUUGUACAUGGGUCUGCUCUCCACUCAAGGUACAAACACUCCAAGUCCUCCAACCAGAAAUGGUAAACACUGUAUGUUUUUAUUUUUUGUUUCUCAGAAUUAAGAUGAAUCAAAGUUGCCUUUACGUAACUGAGAUGACUUGUUUACUGCAGGAUUAAUGGUUCCCAAGAUGUGCAAUUUCUCCCUGCCCCAGUCUGCAUCUUAGUUUGCGGUUUUAACACAUUUAAUGUGAUCUUUUUUAUGUUCUUAAAAAUUUUGCUUUUCCAAGUGACCUUGUAUACCUUGCACAGUACAGUUGCUUCAAUGAAGCCCCAUGUCUGUUAAAAAGAGAACUGCAGAUGUUAUUUUUUUAUACUGUGUACCAUUUGAGAUCAAGUGUGUCCAUACGUCUUUGGAUUUCAAACUAGCUUCAAAAUAUGGUCUACUUAUAUUUUAUUGCCUGAUUGGUGAUCGAUGGGUUGAGUUCUCCGUGCUUGAUGCUGGGGUAAGCUAAGGAGGGGUUGGGGUGGGCUCAUGUAUACUAUACAAUGUGCUGGCUCUCCAACAAGAACAUAGACGUCAAAGAAGACACAGAAAUAAAGGUUUAGACCUCCUUUCUUUUGAAUAAUGUGUGUCAGAUGUUUGCCCACCAUGGUGCUGCAGACUUUCUUGUCGAAAUUCUCAACAUGGUGUUUAGAACACUACAUAUAAAUAUUUAGUCAGGCUUGUUCCUUCCUAUCCCCAGAGUAGCCAAGUGUACUAUAGGCCAGCAGUGGAAGAGGAAUUGGUGGUGAGCGAUGAUCUGCAGCUACUGUAUGUGGAGUACAGUAACGAAUGGAUGGGAUCAAAGAAACUGAGGAAAGAGGAGAUGAAGAUAUUUUCCCUGGACAUCAUAUACAAAUCUGCAGGGGAUGGACGUAUAGAUUCAACACCUUCCCCUAUAAUAAGCCCUGAUGCAUGAGGUGAUUUUAACAUGUUCUAAACCAAUUCUCUUAUUGGUUCUCUUUAGUAGACAUUUGUCCAUUGCAUUGGUACUUUUAUAUGAUAUUUACCAAGGAAAAAAAGAGCUCAAAAUUAAAAGGCAGAAAAAUACACAAAUUCCACUAAAACAAUUUGUACUGCAUUUUGCUGUUAGAUUUGGCACCAGUGCAAAAAUAGUCCUGUAAUUUAGUGUAAAUGAAAACCAAUAUGACCAAGCAAAUGUGUUAAUCUGCUGUAUUCAUUAGGAUUGUUAUUGUGAGCUUCAUUAUGUGGCCCAAACCAUUCAGAAUAGAUGGCAUACUCUGAGGAAUGUCAUGUUGCCAUGGAAACAUCCCGCAUCAUAACUGCUGGGAAUGCAGAAUGAACCCCAACUCUGUACAUUGUCAUCUUUACCUGUAACCUCCUUUUUAAUGCAAAAAAACAUAAAAUAGGAUUAAUUAUUGAAGGAAUUUUAAAAUAGUAAUGAAUGCCUGGACUGGUCACGAGACAGUCACAGGGGAGUACAGACUGGGAAUGGAUCUUGUGCCAUUUCAAUGACAGGCAGCUAUGUGAACUACGACUGUAUAUUGUGUAGUUAUAGUAUGCUGUAUCUAUAAAAUUAAAAUAAUUUCUGAAGUUUUUAUUGCUGAAACCAGAUACACACAAUGUGAUUAGAGGGCUUUAUACAGUCCAAAUUCAUAGGCAACAAAUUACAUAGAGUUUAGAGUUCAACCAAAGUGUUCUGGGAAUAAUGUGCCUCAAAGGUUGAACAAAAUUUGGAGUGCUAAUCAUGUUUGAUGUCAAGAGAAAAUGUGCAAUGAUGUAGAUAUAGGAUUAAAAGCAUAGAUCAUUAUUUUGGAAUUAGCCGCAUAUUUCUUUCUCUACACCAGGGGUCCCCAAACAUUUUCCUGUGAGGGCCACAUAACGUUUCCCUUCUCUGAUGGAGGGCAGGGGUCAGUUUGUAACAGAAAAAGUGUGACGAUCGCAGGGGGCCUAAACGUA